This is a messenger RNA of Tribolium castaneum (red flour beetle), 885 nucleotides long. Its product is annotated as mpv17-like protein 2. Gene Ontology annotation, cellular component: membrane; cytoplasm; mitochondrion. Bases 168 to 767 code for a protein of 199 amino acids. The transcript has a single exon. Gene Ontology annotation, biological process: mitochondrial ribosome assembly; cellular response to reactive oxygen species. NCBI's taxonomy places the organism in Eukaryota, Metazoa, Arthropoda, Insecta, Coleoptera, Tenebrionidae. The record is from RefSeq and is a predicted model, not a curated record.
GAAAUUGUUACAACUUCUAUUGAAAAAUAAAGCCGAUAAAACCUCUACAGAAGUCAAAACGUGUAUAAUUGGUUGCAUAAAACACUAAGUCUAAUAAUGUACCGGCCUCUCAUGCGACACGUGUUACGUGUUGCGGCAGAUUUAUAUUCCUAACCUUAAAGUUUGAAAUGAGUACAUGUUUCAAUUUGGUAAAAACUGUGAAAACAAGAGUAAUUUCCAAGUUUGGCAGCUUCGUCAGUACGAGUUUUAGCGACAAAUACCUUCUGUGCACAAAUGUUGCCCUGUCAGGAACGUUAUCUGGGCUGGGGGACAUCCUUGAACAAAAUUACGAAAUGCUAACAGACGACCUGGACAAUUGGAACAGAACAAGAACUCGGAACAUGUCAAUUUGUGGAAUUUCAAUUGGGGUGAUCUGUCAUUAUUGGUACAAUUACCUAGACCGUAAAUUACCAGGCUACACAGUUGGCACCGUAUGUAAGAAGAUCAUUGUUGAUCAGAUUGUCUGCUCUCCUGUGUGCAUUGCUACGCUGUUUGUGACUUGUGCAAUUUUGGAACGCAAAUCGACGAAGGAAGUGGUGAAAGAAAUCCAGGAAAAGGCGUGGAUUUUAUAUGCAGCUGAAUGGGCUGUAUGGCCUGCUGCCCAGUUUAUAAACUUUUAUUUUCUACCAACUAAGUUUAGGGUGUUGUAUGACAAUACCAUUUCUGUAGGAUAUGAUAUUUACACUUCUUAUGUAAAACAUAAAAAAUCAGACAGUGAAAACAGUUGACCUGUGUAGAAAUUAGGCAAUAAAAUUUUAGAUUAAUACACUUAUCUCAGUGCACCUUAUCACUUUGUGUAAUACGCCUUGUGACAAUUUUUUCACAUAAAUAAACAUCAGAAAAACA